GCUGCUGCAUAGCGGAGUUAGGGAAGAGAGGGAAGGAAGUCCCUGGUGCAAAAAAAAAUUAUGUGUUUUGGAUAAAAUACACAUUUUGACUGUUCACUUGAUCUUAGUCUGACAUGAGAAGAGUCACACUGUUUGUCAACGGAACCUGCACAAAUGGAAAGGUGGUGGCCGUGUACGGUUCCAUGGAGGAUUUACUGUCCGUGGCCAGUUCAAAACUGGGAAUAAGAGCCUCUAGUGUUUAUAACGGGAACGGCGGCCUCAUAGACGACAUAACACUGAUCAGAGAUGACGAUGUGCUGUACAUAUCAGAGGGCGAUUCGUUUGGAGAUCCUCAGGAACACUUCAGAAGUCCUGAAAAGAGACAGGCUCACACUGACUGGCUGACGCUCAACGUCGGUGGACGCUGCUUCACCACCACAAGGAGCACGCUGGUCAGUAAAGAGCCUGAGAGCAUGUUGGCCCACAUGUUCAGAGGGAAAGAUGUGUGGGGGAACAAGCAGGACUCUCAGGGUACCUACCUGAUAGAUCGCAGUCCAGACUACUUUGAGCCCAUUCUGAAUUACCUGAGGCACGGGCAGCUCAUUAUCAAUGAAGGCAUCAACCCCCUGGGUGUGUUGGAAGAGGCUCGUUUCUUUGGUAUCCAACAGCUCGCUGAACAGUUGGAGGCCCUCAUAAAGUCCUCUCAGCCUCCUGAUGACCAUUCCCCUCUGACCCGUAAAGAGUUUGUCAGAUUCCUGUUGGCCACGACGACCAAGUCAGAGCUGCGCUGUCAGGGCCUGAACUUUAACGGUGCCGACCUCUCUCGUCUGGAUCUGCGCUACAUCAACUUUAAGAUGGCCAGUCUGAGAGGAGCCAACCUGACCCACGCCAACCUGAGCGGGGCAAACCUGGAGAGAGCAGACCUGUCCCUGGCCUGUCUCGAUGGCGCCAACCUGCAGGGGGUGAAGAUGCUGUGCACCAAUGCUGAGGGAGCGUCACUGAGAGGCUGUAACUUUGAGGAUCCUGCUGGAGUCAAAGCCAAUCUGGAGGGAGCCAAUCUGAAAGGUGUGGACAUGGAGGGAAGUCAGAUGACGGGGAUCAACCUGAGGGUGGCCACGCUGAAAAACGCCAAACUGAAGAACUGCAAUCUGAGGGGAGCUACGCUGGCCGGGACGGACCUGGAGAACUGUGACUUAUCGGGAUGCGACCUUCAGGAGGCCAACCUGAGAGGCUCCAAUGUGAAGGGAGCCAUCUUUGAGGAGAUGCUGACUCCUCUACACAUGUCUCAGAGUGUGCGCUGAGGCACAGACGCUCCCAGAGAAAUUACCCUCAGUUCUACGUUUCAUGGUCCACGAGUGAGACGGGACAUUUUGAUGUUCACAAACGUGCUGGUAAAUUAUUUUUAUAUAUUGUUUUCUCUGUUAGUCUGUUAUCUCAUUAGAUGAAGUGACAAGAAAACUCUUUAAUGAGAAAACAAUGGAAGAAACUCAGGCUCCCUCCGUCAGGACACAGGCAGAGCACACAGAUUGGCAUUAUGGACAGUUAGAAAGAACAUUAUGGAUUAAAAUAGUUGUUCUGUUGCAUUUGUUUACAGCCAUACUGACUUCACAUUAUAUUUAAUCUGAUGAUUUGACUGCUCAGAUGUCUGAGUUUUCCACCAGCACCUAGACUGAACGCUUCAGAGGACACGAAAAGACAGUGUAACACAGAAGUAACUGUCUGUGAAUAAAAUCUUACAAAUGUCUUUAGGCAGUCACAUGCACCAGAAGUAAAUGUCAUCAGAUUAAUGUCAGAAUACUGACGUUAAUUCAAGUUGAUCUUGAAAUGUUUGUGAACUUUAUUUCCUACCGUGAUAACACGCUUUGUGAAUCAGGAAACACAUUUAUCUGCCUCUGAUGCCAAAUUUUACAUUUUGCUCUGAACCAAACUCCAACAAGUGAUUUUCUACACUUGUUUUUUGCAUCCAUCAAAACCAGGAGCAGCUUUUAUCACUUCCCUGUGUCUUUGUGGACAGAAAAUGAUUUUGUUCAUUUGCCAGUUCUAGUUGAAUGUAGUUUUGGAUUGUUUAAAAAAAGUGUCUAACACAGGUGUAUGAUAUUCAUGAAACCUGUUGAGCAGUUUAAUUUUACCUGAAUCACUGCACUGUGGAGGAAAUGAGCUGCUGUACAGGUCUGUUUCCACGUCUGCAGCACCGAAUGCUUCUUCAGCUCCAGGCUCAAUAUAGCCUGUGAUUUAAAUACCCAACGAGAAAAUGUACGCUGGAACAAUCUACAUCUUUGUAACGGUGGUAGAUGUUGACAGGACCAAAUGUUGAGACUGAUGAGAUUUAGUUUUUAAACAAUCACAGUUCAGUUUCUAAAAACUGUUAUGAAUGUUCUUAUUUCACGACCAAAGUAAAAGUACGAGUUUUUAAACAGUAUAGUGUAUUUCAUAGAGUCACACCUUUUUUGUGCUCACUGGUACAUUAAAAAAAAAAAAAUUUCUUGAUCAGCAUAAAAUACGAUUGCAGGUUUUGCAGGAUGAUUUGUUGACCAGGUAAUAAUUUGACACAGGUGUCCUGUUUUCUCAGAAGGCGGAGGUAGCACUGUGGGAAACGGGACAUAUGAGACCAGUAUAUGUGUAUUUGAUCAAGCUCCACCUCCGUCACUGACCGAUCACUGACCGGUGGACGGAACUGUCCUUUUGGUUUGUCCUGCUGGUGGUCUUAAUUAUUUGGUGAUAUAUAAGAAAAUGUGUAAAACAAAAACUGUUGGAGAUAUUUUAAAAUAUGUCAAAAAAUAUCCUGACCAUCAUGCUGAUAGUUGUUAUUAAACAGCUGUUUUAUACACUUGAUGUUUAGUUUCUACUGUGCUAACAGAAAUGUGUAUUUUAGUAAAUGUCAGAUUCUACUGAAUGUGGUGAAUGUAUGUUUUAGACAUCGCUGAUUCAGCACCUACGAGUUGUUGCACGUUUAAACCAGGGUGAAAUGUGAAACCACAGAGGUGCUGACCGUGAACCGUCUGUCUUCUCUGCUGUGGUUGUUUUACAGCCAUAAAUAAAUAGUAAAUGUUUUUCCUUAA
This is a messenger RNA of Monopterus albus (swamp eel), 3038 nucleotides long. RefSeq names its product BTB/POZ domain-containing protein KCTD9-like. The transcript has 12 exons. NCBI's taxonomy places the organism in Eukaryota, Metazoa, Chordata, Actinopteri, Synbranchiformes, Synbranchidae. Gene Ontology annotation, biological process: protein homooligomerization. Gene Ontology annotation, molecular function: protein binding. The record is from RefSeq and is a predicted model, not a curated record. The coding region runs from base 114 to 1280 and encodes 388 amino acids.